GGAUGUGAGUGCGGCAAAUCUCAAGGGUUCCAUCCCACCUGCACUGGGCAACUUGGGUCGGCUGCGCAUGCUGGCUCUGGGCGGCAACCAACUCACGGGCGUCAUCCCUCCGUCCAUUGCUGGCCUCUCUGCCCUCACCCAACUCAACCUGGCUGGCAACAAACUCACAGGCUCCAUUCCCCCCCCUAUAAGCCUCCUCAAUAAGCUUAGUGUCAUAAAGCAUCUCGUUCCUUCCUGCCGAGUCCACGUCAGCUUCAUCGGCCUACAGAACAACCACCUCUCUGGCUCGCUGCCUGCCUCCCUCUCCUCUCUGCCCUCUCUCGUCUACCUGUUGUUAGGAACCAACAACAUAUCAGGCUCCCUGCCAGACAGCAUUGGAAGCCUCUCGCUUCUCAGCAACCUCGACAUGGGUUACAACCAGCUCUCAGGCCCCUUCCCCUCUGCCAUCGCCAACCUAUCUCGCCUGCGCACGCUGCGCCUGGGGGCGAACCACAUAGAGGGCAGCCUACCGUCCAACCUACACCACAUGGCUAGCCUUGAGUACCUGUACCUAGCGCAGAACAACCUCUCUGGGUCCAUACCUGCAGCAAUCGCCAAUCUCACCGCCCUUUCCUUCCUGGGCUUGGGAGGAAAUCAGCUCUCAGGGCGAAUCCCUCCAGCCAUCACCCGUCUCACCAACUUAGCCCUCCUUGACCUGUCAUACAACAGCCUCACGGGACCCAUUCCCGACACCAUAGGCGCUCUCUCCUCUCUCACCAGCCUGAAUCUAAGGCGCAACAACCUCACGGGGUCAAUUCCCAGCUCCCUCGGCACCCUUGCCAAAGCGAUACUCAUAGACGUGAGUGCCAACCAGCUCUCAGGCUCCAUUCCCGACUCCAUCACCACCCUCCUCAGCCUCGUGUACAUCGCCAUGGGUAACAACAACCUCACGGGCUCAGUGCCGGCUGGCAUGGGUCACCUCACCGCCCUCAGCCAGCUGGACUUGAGGUACACCAGCCUUCAGGGCUCGCUUCCUGCAUCCCUAGGCAACCUUACUCAGCUCACAGGCCUCUACGUGGACACCACAGGCCUGCAGUGCGCCACAGGGGGGUGGUGCGAGCUGAACCAGCAGGCAACGUCCGCAUUCUGCCAGCAUUGCUCCUUCUUCUGCUCCAACUGCUCCGUGCAACCAGCUGAUGUGUGUGCAUCGUUUCAGUUCAACCCCUGUGGAGGUGGCGCCUGUGUCUCCCUCCCCAACGGCACCUACACCUGCCAAUGCCCUCUCGGCAGCACCAUUGGGAACAAUGGCACCAUUGCUCCCACUUGCGUCCCUUGUCCCACAUGCCUCCACUGCCGCUUGCAAUCCCUUUUGAUGAUCCCAGCAGAGCACGUCCAUUCCCUUCUAGUCAUGAACUCACCUUUCUCAUCUCACCAUGCUUAG
Molecule: messenger RNA, 1420 nt
Organism: Closterium sp. Naga37s-1
Lineage: Eukaryota; Viridiplantae; Streptophyta; Zygnematophyceae; Desmidiales; Closteriaceae
Source: the annotation of a GenBank genome assembly